Zea mays is the source of this 1570-nucleotide messenger RNA. RefSeq lists its product as uncharacterized. The record is from RefSeq and is marked validated. Lineage: Eukaryota; Viridiplantae; Streptophyta; Magnoliopsida; Poales; Poaceae. Gene Ontology annotation, molecular function: protein binding.
AGGGAAUACUUGAAACCCCGGCUCCCGAUGGAUCAUGGAUCUCCUCUCUGCUGCGUACGGUGCUACCUCUGACGAUGAGGAUGCCGCGGACCGACCCUUCUCCAUGCCGGUUGCCACCAGGUCCGCCUCCUUCUCUCCACCUCCCAUGAAGCCGCCGCGGUGGGAAUCUCACCCAUACCUCCCUCCAACCCACUGCUUCCCGCAACCACCUCUGCCCGACGCAGCGCUGCCACUGGCAUCUCCAUCCAGCGGCAGAUACAUUUCCAAGAGGGAGCGCGCUCUCCUGGCCUCAUCAGGGGCACAUAUUGAAUCCGGAUCAUCCCUGCCUCUGACGAGAGUGGAUUUUGAAUCUGCAGUUGGCUCUAUCACCUAUCCAAAUCUACGAGCUGACAUUUUGCAUUCUUUGCGAUGCCAACCGAAACCUGGACCAAGCACAAGUUUCCCUUUGAGGCUCUCAGUUUGUUUGAAGGGUCACACUAAAGCAAUCAAUUGUGUAGAUUGGUCACCGACUCAUGGGCAUCUUCUUGCUUCUGCUGGAAUGGAUCACACGGUUCAUGUAUGGAAUGUAUGGGACAAAGGGAAUACCACUGCUCGUGUUUUGAAACAUCACACUGCUGCUGUAAAGGAUGUAAGGUGGUCACUUCAUAGGCCCUUUUUACUUUCUGGAGGGCUUGAUUGUUCCUUACAGCUAGUUGAUGUUGUUGAGGGAAAAGUAAUGGAAGUAUUCAAGGAGGAUCAAGCUGUGGAGGUUAUCAAGUUCAAUCCAAGCAACCCCGAUCUCUUCCUAUCUGGUGGGUCCAAGGGUUCCCUUAAACUCUGGGAUAUUCGAUGUGGUCUGGUAACAAAAGAAUUUCAGAGAAGCCUUGGAACCAUCCUUGACAUUGACUUCAGUGCUGAUGGAAGACAAUUUAUCUCUUCAACUGACACAACCAGAAGCAAUAUUAGUGAGAACACUAUAAUUGUUUGGGAUGUCCUGCGACAAGUUCCUUUAUCUAACCAGGUUUAUACCGAAGCAUUCACAUGCCCGUGUGUAAGGUACCACCCACGUGAAGCAUCAUUUGUUGCACAGUCCAAUGGGAACUACAUUGCUAUUUUUUCAGCAAGGCCACCCUUCAAGCUGAACAAGUACACGCGGUUUGAAGGACAUGGAGUGUGGGGUUUCCCUGUGAAGUGCAGCUUUUCCCUUGGCGGGAGAGAACUCGCAUCUGGUUCAUCCGAUGGGUCCAUUUACUUCUAUGAUUACAGGUCGGCAAGGCUUUUGAGGAAAAUAGAAGCCUUCAAAGAGGCGUGCACUGAUGUCGCGUACCACCCAGUAAUGCCUAAUGUGAUCGCUGCUUGUAGCUGGGCUGGUGAAAUAUCUGUCUUUGAGUGACAUGAUUAUAAUGCUGUGUGGAGAAGCAUCAGCAGUUCAGAACCGCUAGCAUAUAUAUGUGUGUGUGUGUGUUCUGUGACUCAAACACCAGUUAAUGGUCAUAGCAGAUUCCAAAAUAAAAAUAAUUUGCUGUAUGGAGUUCAUCGUCUGAAUUUCAGUCUCAGCCUCGCCUAUGAAGAGAUUAUUGGUGGUUUCAAA